This is a messenger RNA of Eruca vesicaria subsp. sativa (arugula), 3483 nucleotides long. Lineage: Eukaryota; Viridiplantae; Streptophyta; Magnoliopsida; Brassicales; Brassicaceae. The record is from the annotation of a GenBank genome assembly.
CCACUUGGGUGAAAAAAGGUUUAAGCUUUCCCAGAGAUAUUAUUCUAAUGGCCGUCUUUCUCCAACCAUCGCUGUGCAGAAAAAUCAAAGCAAGAACCCACGAUGGUCCUUCUUAUCUUCUUUGCAACCAUCAUUUCAUUUCAUUUCUCCCAUGAUUGAUUGUUAAUUGUCCCCUUUGAUUUGUUCUGCAUUGUUGCCUGCAUAUAUUGACUUCUCUCCGGUCUCAGGGUUUCUGCAGAUUCCACCACCCCCGCCCACUCUACGGAUUUGCCUUUUAGGAGGAAAAUUCUCCAACAUGACCUGAUCUAACUAAAGACUGAGGACUUUAUAUAUUUUAUUUGAUCAUCAUCACUUCCUGGAUACCCAAACCCUAUCUUCCCACACGCAUCACAUCAUGGUGUUGCCUCAAAGGAUCUAUCUUUAUGCGCUCCUUGUUGCGUUUUUCUGCGUGCUUCUUCUUGCCGAUGCACAGCGAACAGACCCUUCAGAAGUCACUGCUUUACGAUCAGUUAAGACAAGUUUAAUUGAUCCUAAAGAUUAUUUGAGAAACUGGAACAGAGGAGACCCUUGCAAGUCAAAUUGGACAGGAGUUAUCUGCUUCAAUGAAAUUGGGACCGACAACUACCUGCAUGUCCGAGAACUCCUGCUGAUGAACAUGAAUCUGUCCGGGAGUUUAUCACCAGAGCUCCGGAAAUUAGUUCAUCUCGAGAUAUUAGAUUUCAUGUGGAACAAUAUUAGUGGUUCAAUUCCAAAGGAGAUAGGGCAGAUAUCAUCCCUGGUACUCUUGCUGCUGAAUGGAAACAAAUUGUCAGGGCCUUUACCAAGCGAACUAGGAUAUCUUUCGAACUUAAACAGGUUUCAGAUAGAUGAGAAUAACAUCACAGGAUCAAUACCAAAGUCCUUUUCCAACUUGAAAAACGUGAAACAUUUGCACUUCAACAAUAAUUCGUUGAGCGGCCAGAUUCCAGUUGAGCUUUCCAGUCUUACAAACAUCUUUCACGUGCUGCUAGACAACAACAAUUUAUCCGGAAAUCUCCCACCGCAACUCUCUGAAUUGCCAAACCUGCAAAUCCUGCAAUUAGAUAAUAACAACUUCAGCGGAUCAGAUAUCCCAGCUUCCUAUGGAAACUUUUCGAGUAUACUGAAGCUGAGUCUUAGAAAUUGUAGUUUAAAAGGUGCUCUUCCUGAUUUUAGCAGGAUACGUCGUCUCAAAUACUUGGAUCUUAGCUGGAAUGAGCUCACAGGACCUAUACCUUCUUCUAAUCUUUCUGAGGAUGUGACAACCAUUGAUUAUUCAAACAACAUACUUAAUGGAUCCAUUCCGCAAAGCUUCUCAGAUCUGCCUUUGCUUCAGAUGCUAUUACUGAAGAACAAUAUGUUAUCUGGAUCUAUCCCUGAUUCCCUCUGGAAGAAUAUCUCAUUUCUGAAAAAAGCUAGACUUCUACUUGAUCUCAGGAAUAAUACUCUGUCACAGGUUCAAGGAGAUCUAACUCCUCCAGAAAAUGUCACUUUAAGGCUUGAUGGUAAUCCGAUUUGCAAGAACGGAAGCAUAUCAAAUGCAGGCCUCUUCUGCGAAUCCAUAGGAAAGGGGUGGACAUCACAACCAACCAACUCAACUAAUCCUGCACUCGACUGUCCCCCUCUGGCCUGUCCCACUCCUGACUUCUACGAAUAUAGUCCAGAAUCUCCGUUACCAUGCUUUUGUGCAGCGCCUCUCAGGAUUGGAUACCGUCUGAAGAGUCCUAGUUUCUCAUACUUCCCUCCAUAUAUUGAUCGAUUUGGAGAGUAUGUUACCGGAUUUCUUCAAAUGGAGUCAUAUCAACUCUGGAUCGACUCAUAUCAAUGGGAGAAAGGGCCUCGUCUGCGGAUGCAUCUGAAACUUUUUCCGAAAGUUAAUGAAACCUUUACAAGAACAUUUAACACGAGUGAAGUUGUCAGAAUCCGAGGCAUAUUCGCAUCAUGGAGAUUUCCCGGUAGUGACUUAUUCGGCCCAUAUGAGCUGCUCAACUUCACUCUGCAGGGGCCUUACUCAUAUGUUAACUUCAGCACUGAAAGGAAAGGCGUUAGCUGGGGACGUUUGGCAGCAAUAACUGCAGGGGCUGUGGUUACUGCUAUUGCCAUCUCCGCCAUGGUUGCGGCCUUGUUGCUUAGAAGAUACAGCAAGCACGAGGGUGUCAUAUCUAGAAGACGGUCUUCCUCGAAAGCUUCCUUGGUGAACUCUGGGAUAAGAGGCUUCAGGUUCAAAGAACUAGCAGAGGCCACAGACGAUUUUAGCAGCUCGGCUUUGGUUGGACGGGGAGGCUACGGAAAGGUAUAUAGAGGUGUGUUAUCUGACAAAACGGUUGCUGCCAUAAAGCGAGCAGAUGAAGGGUCGUUGCAAGGUGAGAAGGAGUUCUUGAAUGAAAUAGAGUUGCUCACGAGGUUGCAUCAUCGGAAUCUAGUGUCACUAAUUGGUUACUGUGACGAAGAAGGGGAGCAGAUGCUGGUGUACGAAUUUAUGCCAAAUGGCACCCUGCGCGACUGGUUGUCUGGUACUAAAACCACAAAGAUCCCAUCCCAAUUAGUUUUCUCAUCUAAUGGAAUACAAAUAUAUGUGUGGUGUGGUGGUGGUGCAGCUAAAGGGAAGGAGACAUUGAGCUUUGGGAUGAGGGUUCGUGUUGCAUUAGGAGCAGCCAGGGGUAUUCUCUACCUUCACACAGAAGCCAACCCACCAGUGUUCCAUCGAGACAUCAAAGCCAGUAACAUCCUCCUCGACCUCAACUUCAAUGCCAAAGUUGCAGACUUCGGACUGUCCCGUCUUGCUCCUGCUUUGGAGGAGGAAGAGGAUGUGCCUAAACACGUGUCUACGGUUGUUCGCGGGACUCCAGGGUACCUGGAUCCAGAGUACUUUCUGACGCACAAGCUGACGGACAAGAGCGACGUGUACAGCAUGGGGGUUGUGUUCUUGGAGAUGCUGACUGGUAUGCACGCCAUAUCCCAUGGCAAAAACAUCGUGAGAGAGGUGAAGAGUGCGGAUGAGAUGGUGUCGCUGAUAGACAAGAGAAUGGAGCCGUGGUCGACGGAAAUCGCAGAAAGGUUUUUUACUUUGGCAUUGAGGUGUAGCCACGACUCACCUGAUAUGAGGCCUGCGAUGGCUGAGGUGGUGAAAGAGCUGGAGUCACUACUCCCCGACAAGGAAGGAAAAGUGGAAACGAACUCGUCGGUGUUGUCAACAUCAUCUUCGAAUGUGACGAGAGAUCUUUACGAGUCGGCGAGCCUUUUAGGAAGCGAUCUCAGCAGCGGCGUUGUUCCCAGCAUCGCUCCUCGCUGACUCUGAGCUUUUUUAACUUGUCUUCCACUUAACACUGUAAUCUAUACCCCUUUUUUUCGGGAAAACUGACACUGUAAUCUAUACCCCUUUACAGUAAUCUAUACAUAUUCCCUUCCAAACCCAACAAAUAUUUUGAAAAUACAGACCCGUCAACAAAUGUCUAAAUACUAUUC